Molecule: messenger RNA, 1980 nt
Organism: Penicillium subrubescens
Lineage: Eukaryota; Fungi; Ascomycota; Eurotiomycetes; Eurotiales; Aspergillaceae
Product: SAE2 C-terminal domain-containing protein
Exons: 1
Coding region: 1-1980 (659 amino acids)
Biological process (GO): double-strand break repair via homologous recombination; DNA double-strand break processing involved in repair via single-strand annealing
Cellular component (GO): site of double-strand break
Molecular function (GO): single-stranded DNA binding; double-stranded DNA binding; flap-structured DNA binding
Source: RefSeq, a predicted model, not a curated record
AUGGAGGCUCUAAAGGACUUGCAUACCUCUCUUGUAGAGGCAUGUGAGGUAUCCUUUAGAAAUGCCCAUAAAGAGCUUGAGACUGAACUGGCUGCUCGAGAUGCACGUAUUCACGAAGCCGAACGGAACGUAUCAAAUGCUCUCCAGGCUCAGCAGGCCGCCGAGCAAAAGGUCGAAGAGCUUCAGCGUGAAGUGUCUGCGCUGCGAAAUGAGCUAAGUACUUACAAUGCGGAUCCAAAAGAUGUCGAAUUGCCGACUGGAAUAAGCAACCUGGAGAGAGAAUUCGCACCCAAGAACAUUUGGAGGACCGAUCUACUUGAGGCAGAUCAAUUACGUGAUAUCCUCGAAGACAAAUACACGACGCUCUAUACCGAUCUGCAAGCAUUUAGCCGGAGCUGGGGUGGUCUCAAAUCAAAACUGCUUCAGCACAAGAAGAAGUUGCAGCUUUGGGACAAACAAUUGAACAAGGACUCGUUCACGAUCCUUCUGGACAAGGGUCCAGUGACAUUCCAGAGGGUGUCGGACAAUACUCAAGUCUCAGGACUGGUCUCCAAUACUGGCACACCUGCCCCGAAUGUGGAAAGUCGAACGGAUGCAAACCCUUACAUCAAAACCGAAGAAUGCAGCCAACAAAUAGCUGCCCCCAAUCAGCUUAUGAGUACAGCUACCCAGAACACCGCCACUAGUGAUGUUCUCUCGUCGGAGUCCAAUUCAGACGUACUGCCCCCUCUGCCCAACAUCCAGACGAAAAAGCGAAAGCGGGUCCUUCCCUCUGCUCAAGAGCCGAGACUUGGUGCCCCCGAGAGACCGGUACUUGUCAAGGCCGAGACAAUGUCAUCAAGUCCAAUGCACCAUGGAGUAACUCUUGGAUCCGGUCCGAAUUUCCCCAGCACCCAAGAUUUAGAUGAGAUCGGUGGUACUGUGCCGACACCUACGAAAAGGCAUGCUCACCGAGAGGUCCACUGGGAAGAUGGAGGCGAGGAAUCAGCCCCCGGCACGCGAAAUGCCAUUACAGAUCGCGAAAUUCAGCAUCAAAAUGUGCUCCAGCCAGUUGAUGGGAAUUUACGAUCAAUUAGAUCUUGGGGGAAACAACCCGAGUUGCAAAAGCCGAAGUCUUCAACUAUCCAAGCCCUUCUCAUGGCAGAAGAUGGUGAUUGUGGUGAUGACCAGGAUCAGUCCCGAAAGAAGCGCGCAAAGAGUGCGGCGGCCGUCCGGAAUGAGUUCCCUAGCGCCGUUCGGAAUCGUUUGCAAGGUCUUCUAGAAGGAUCAUUGCCAUCUAAAUCGCCCCUUCGUUCUCCUAGAAACGUUUUGACCCGCGUUCAGGACGAAGGUGGGAAUUUCGACAUACGUCAAAAGAGCAUGACCACCAAGUCUGCAUCUCCCCAUGCACGACCAGAGCCAGUCGAACAGCCAUCUCAAAUAGGCCCAGAGGGGGUACCGGAAGAAGAACCAUACCGAUCCCGACCUCUCCACCGUCUAAACCUCGAUCAUUUCAAAAUCAAUCCCACCAGAAAUCAAGGCCUCGACUACGCAUACGACACAGUUGUCCGUAAGAAGGAUGACCGAAAAUGCAUGUCCGGCUGUACACGCCCCGGCUGCUGUGGAGAUCGAUUUCGCGCCAUGGCUCGCAUGGCAGUGCAAGGUACCACCAUCUCCGCCGAGCAGAAGGAGGAAGACCAGCGGAUUCUCGAAGAGUACGUUGGUGAGGACCAACAUUUGCUUGAUGGGUUGAAUGACAAGGACCGCAAGAAUCUACUUGUGGAAGCUCGAGCACGAGCCCUUGCCAAUCAAUAUGGAAGGCAUCGACAUACUCACCAACGAGCUCGGAGUCCACCUGGAUUCUGGCGAACUGAGAUGCCGUCUACGCAAGAAAUUGAGAAAGAUCGCGAAGAUGCGAGGAGGAUGGAGCGGGAGAAGGUCGAGGAGCGAUAUCGAGAGGCUAUGCGACCUGGAGGGCUUUGGACUUGGGCUGAUGAGUGA